Molecule: messenger RNA, 1164 nt
Organism: Umbelopsis ramanniana AG
Lineage: Eukaryota; Fungi; Mucoromycota; Umbelopsidomycetes; Umbelopsidales; Umbelopsidaceae
Exons: 6
Coding region: 140-913 (257 amino acids)
Biological process (GO): translational initiation
Cellular component (GO): cytoplasm; eukaryotic translation initiation factor 4F complex
Molecular function (GO): translation initiation factor activity; RNA 7-methylguanosine cap binding
Source: RefSeq, a predicted model, not a curated record
AAAAAAAAAAGAGGCGCUGGAAAUUUUCAUGAAAAUUGUUGGGAGAAAAAGUGACUUGGCCGCAAUUUCUCACACAAAGUCAACAAAGAAAACCCGCUAAUCUGAUCGGUUCCCUCAUUCACUCUUAUAUUACUGUAUAAUGGAUACUGCACAAUCCGCCGCUUGGUCGUCAUCUAAAAUACCAAAUCAACUGAUAGACAACUACAAUUCUGCUUCAUCAAAGCGCCCUAAUGCCAACAUUAGUCUAUCACCUAUGACUCCACUCUUUGCUUCAUCCACCACCACCCACCAUCUCUCUUCAAAACUCGGCAAGUCUCCAGCAGAAACCUUGACCGUAAAGUUGCUGGAUCAACAGAUUCCCGAAGAUCAAAAGCAUCCAUUACAUUAUACUUGGGUGUUUUGGUUUAUGCAUCGCCCACCAGGUGCAAAGAUUACAAACUACGAGAGUGGCAUGAAGAAGAUAGCAUCUGUUUCCUCAAUAGAAGAUUACUGGGCGGUUUACAGUCAUCUUAAACGACCAAAAGAUUUGCCAAAUAUCAGCGACUAUCACUUGUUCAAGCAAGGCGUCAGACCUGUAUGGGAGGAUACAAUGAAUGUAAAUGGUGGAAAGUGGAUUGUUCGAUUGAAGAAGGGGUUGGCAAGUCGCUAUUGGGAGUCACUGGUUAUGGCUAUCAUUGGCGAUCAAUUUGAUGUUGGUCAAGAGAUAUGUGGUGCUGUUUUGUCCAUUCGCAAUUCAGAAGAUAUUCUUUCAGUGUGGAAUCAAAGUGCACAUGAGGGUCGAACCAAUUUGAAGAUCAGGGAUACUAUGAAGAAGGUCCUGAACUUGCCAGCAGAUACCAUCAUGGAAUACAAAACCCACAAUGACUCUUUAAACGAUCAUUCAAGUUUCCGUAACACCGACAUCUUCCGGUGAAUAAUUCGCAAAAAUUGCUCUCGUCCUCGUGGGCAUCAAAAUAAUGAGCAGAUGUAUUGUGUUAAAUCACAUUCGUGUAAUUGUAUAAACGAGAGAAAGGAACACCCUUGGUCAUUGCCUUUUUUGCUUUUAGUAGCACUUCCAUUAAAAUCAAACUAAAGUCAGAAUACCAGAGAGUGUGCAAGCAGCUGAACAAGAAAAAAAAAACCAAAAUGAAGUGAGGCAAGGCUGCGCUCAAUAGCCUCUCGGUG